Triticum turgidum subsp. durum (durum wheat) is the source of this 1218-nucleotide messenger RNA. The record is from the annotation of a GenBank genome assembly. Lineage: Eukaryota; Viridiplantae; Streptophyta; Magnoliopsida; Poales; Poaceae.
AUGGCGGAGGUGGUGGCCGCCAUGGUGAUCCGGCCGCUGGUGUCCAUGCUGGUGAACAAGAUGGCCAACUCCCUCCUGGACCAGUACAAAGUGAUGGAGGGAAUGGAGGAGCAGCACAAGAUUCUCAAACGCAAGCUUCCGGCCAUCCUCGAUGUCAUGACCGAUGCCGAGAAGCAGGCGACGGAGCAUAGAGACGGGGCCAAACCCUGGCUCCAGGAGCUCGAGACGGUGGCGUAUGAGGCAAAUGAAGUGUUCAAUGAAUUCAAGUAUGAAGCACUACGUCGUGAAGCCAGGAAGAAGGGGCACUACAGAGAGCUUGGCUUCGAUGUAAUAAAACUCUUCCCUUCUCACAACCGUAUUGUGUUCCGAUACAAAAUGGGCCACAAGCUUUGCAGGAUCCUGAAGGCCAUUGAGGUCCUCAUAGCAGAGAUGCAUGCCUUUAGGUUCAAGUACAGACCACAACCGCCGGUGUCCAAGCACUGGAGGCAGACGGAUUAUGUUAUCAUCGACCCACAAGAAAUUGCAAGCAAGUCCAGGCACAAAGAGAAGAAGGAAAUUGUUAGUAUACUGCUUGGUGAAGCUAGCAAUGCAGAUCUUGCAGUAGUUCCCAUUGUCGGAAUGGGUGGCCUUGGCAAGACCACAUUAGCACAGCUCAUAUACAAUGAUCAUGAAAUUCAGAAGCAUUUCCAAUUGUUGCUUUGGGUCUGUGUCUCUGAUACCUUUGGUGUGAACUCCCUGGCCAAGAGUAUAGUUGAAGCAACUCCCAGUAAGAAUGAAGAUACAAACAAACCACCACUGGAUAGACUUCAAAAUUUGCUCAGUGGACAGAGGUACCUCCUUGUAUUGGAUGAUAUUUGGAACAGAGAGGUCCAUAAGUGGGAAAAGCUGAAGGUUUGUCUUCAGCAUGGUGGUACCUGUAGUGCAGUGUUGACAACAACUCGUGAUAAACGAGUUGCUGAAAUUAUGGGUGUAGAUAGAGCCUACCGUCUCAAUGUUUUGGACGAUAGCUUCAUAAAGAAAAUUAUUGAGGCUAGAGCAUUCAGUUCAGCGAAAGAAAAGCCAGCCGAACUACUUCAGAUGGUUGAUGAGAUUGUAAACAGAUGUUCUGGCUCUCCUUUAGCUGCAACCGCAAUGGGGUCUGUACUUCGUACCAAGACCAGUGUGGAACAAUGGAAGGCCAUAUCAUCUAGAAGCAACAUUUGCACCGAGGAAACUUGA